UAAAUCCCCUAAACGAUUCACGAAAAAGAGCUAAACCUACUCUAUCAGAUGGAUUCUUCUUCACCCCCUCAAAGACAACAAGAUGAAUUUCAAAAUGAUGAUAAAUCCGAGAGAAGUGAAGAAGAUGUGGUGACACCUACUCAUGAAUCUAGAAACAAAGGAAAGGACAUGACAUUUAGGUAUCAAGUAUGGAAGUAUAGUAAUGCUCAGAGUCAGCAUAUUUUGAAUCUUGGAGGUAAUGGUGGAAGUGGUAAUGGGAAUCUGAUAUUAGCUAAAGUUUCUGAAGAUAUUUUCCAUGAAGUUACUAACGAAAUGCUUGUCUUGGCUACUAGAGAGAUUGUGCAGAUGUAUGUGAAAAGGAAAGCUGCUAAGAUGAAGGUGCUUAGUUCUAAUAACCAAAGGAUUUCUCUUACAACCGAUGGAUGUUUGAAGAGUACAAUAACCAGGGAGAGACUCAAUGUGUCAUCAUCUCAAACGGCUGGGACGUCAUCUGUUGGAGGACAAAACUCACAAGAUUCUGAUUUGUUUGACAAAAUAGAUUUAGAGAAUGAUUCUGGAUAUGAAAGAAUGGAUUUUCUAUACAAAGAGAUGGUGAAUGAGAUAGGAUUUGCGAAUACAAGUUUUGAGCUGGAGUUAUAUUUGAAAGAGAAAGUGGAAAUUGUAAAGAUCAAUCCGCUUGGAAUACCAUUUGAUGUCAUGGGAUGGUGGAGGACCAACAACUCAAAGUAUCCCGUUUUAUCUGUAAUAGCCAGAGAUAUACUUGCAAUGCAUGUGUCUUCGGUUGCAUCUGAAUCUGCAUUUAGCAAUAGUAAUCGCAUCUUAGAUCUUUUUAGGAGUUGCUUGACCCAUACAUAAUCUAAAUGGGCAAAAUAUAUUUAAACAUAAAUA
Messenger RNA from Arabidopsis arenosa, 888 nucleotides. The record is from the annotation of a GenBank genome assembly. NCBI's taxonomy places the organism in Eukaryota, Viridiplantae, Streptophyta, Magnoliopsida, Brassicales, Brassicaceae.